Molecule: messenger RNA, 2736 nt
Organism: Acanthosepion pharaonis
Lineage: Eukaryota; Metazoa; Mollusca; Cephalopoda; Sepiida; Sepiidae
Source: the annotation of a GenBank genome assembly
AUGAACUCCCUUUUUCAUUUCCUUUUCUCUUACAUCUUCUGCUUUCCUCUCUUCUCCUUUUUCUUCCAUGCUCUCUACCUUCCUUUCAUUCCUUUUCUCUUACACUCUCAUCUGCUUUUUCUUUUUCUCCCUUUUUCUUCCAUACUCUCUAUCUUCCUUUCAUUCCUUUUCUCUUACACUCUCAUCUGCUGCUUCCUCUCUUCUCCCUUUUUUCUUCCAUGCUUUUUCUACCUUCCUUUCAUUCCUUUUCUCUUACACUCUUCUCCCUUUUUCUUCCUUUCUCUCCUCCUUCCUUUUUCUCCUUUUUCUUCUCCCUUUUUCUUCUUUUUUUUCCUUUCAUUCCUUUUCUCCUUUUUUCAAACUCAUUUUCCUUUCAUUCCUUUUCUUUUUUUCAUUUUUUCUUCUUCUUUCCUUUUUUCUUCCAAACUUUCUAUUCCUUUUUCCCUUUCUCUUCCCUCUCAUCUUUGCUUCCUCUUUCUCCUUUUCUUCCAUAAUAACUACCUUCCUUUCAUUCCUUUUUUCUUACACUCUCAUCUGCUAACUCCUCUUUCUCCUUUUUUUCCAUGCUCUCUACCUUUUUUCAUUCCUUUUCUCUUACACUCUCAUCUGUGCUUCUCUUUUCUCCUUUUUUCUUCCAUGCUCUCUACCUUCCUUUCAUUCCUUUUCUCUUUCACUUUUCAUCUGCUGCUUCCUCUUUUCUCCCUUUUUUCUUCCAUGCUCUCUACCUUCCUUUUCAUUCCUUUUCUCUUACACUCUCAUCUGCUGCUUCCUCUCUUCUCCCUUUUCUUCCAUGCUCUCUACCUUCCUUUCAUUCCUUUUCUUUUCACUCUCAUCUGCUGCUUCCUCUUUUCUCCCUUUUUUUCCCAUGCUUCUAUCUUCCUUUCAUUCCUUUUCUCUUACACUCUCAUCUUUCUUUCCUCUCUUCUCCCUUUUUCUUCUUCUAUGCUCUUCUUUUUUCCUUUUCAUUUCCCUUUUUUUCCACUCUUACCUUUUCAUUCUGCUGCUUCCUCUUUUCUCCCUUUUUCUUCCAUGCUCUCUAUUUUCCUUUCAUUCCUUUUCUCUUACAAUCUCAUCUGCUGCUUCCUUUUUUCUCCUUUUUCUUCCAUGCUCUCUACUUCCUUUCAUUUUCUUUUCUCUUACACUCUCAUCUGCUGCUUCCUCUCUUCUCCCCUUUUCUUCCAUGCUCUCUACCUUCCUUUCAUUCCUUUUCUCUUACACUCUCAUCUGCUGCUUCCUCUCUUCUCCUUUUUCUUCCAUGCUCUCUACCUUCCUUUCAUUUCCUUUUCUCUUACAUUCUCAUCUGCUGCUUCCUCUUUUCUCCUUUUUCUUCCAUGCUCCUUCCUUUCAUUCCUUUUCUCUUACACUCUCAUCUGCUGCUUCCUCUCUUCUCCUUUUUCUUCCAUACUCUCUAUCUUCCUUUCAUUCCCUUUCUCUUACACUCUCAUCUUUGUCUUCCUCUCUUCUCCUUUUCUGCUCUCUACUUUCAUAGCCUCAUCUGCUGCUUUUUCUCCCAUUCUUCUGCUCUCUACCUUCCUUUCAUUCCUUUUCUCUUACACUCUCAUCUGCUGCUUCCUCUCUUCUCCCUUUUUUUCUUCCAUGCUCUCUACCUUCCUUUUCAUUCCUUUUCUCUUACACUCUCAUCUGCUGCUUCCUCUCUUCCUCCCUUUUUUCUUCCAUGCUCUCUACCUUCCUUUCAUUCCCUUUCUCUUACACUCUCAUCUGCUGCUUCCUCUUUUCUCCCUUUUUCUUCCAUACUCUCUACCUUCCUUUCAUUCCCUUUCUCUUACACUCUCAUCUGCUGCUUCCUCUUUUCUCCCUUUUUCUUCCAUACUCUCUACCUUCCUUUCAUUCCUUUUCUCUUACACUCUCAUCUGCUGCUUCCUCUUUUCUCCCUUUUUCUUCCAUGCUCUCUACCUUCCCUUUCAUUCCUUUUCUCUUACACUCUCAUCUGCUGCUUCCUCUCUUCUCCCUUUUUUCUUCCAUGCUCUCUACCUUCCUUUCAUUCCCUUUUCUCUUUUCUCAUCUGCUUCCCCUCUCUUCUCCCUUUUCUUCCAUGCUCUCUACCUUCCUUUUCAUUCCUUUUCUCUUACACUCAUCUGCUGCUUCCUCUCUUCUCCCUUUUCUUCCAUGCUCUCUACCUUCCUUUUUCAUUCCUUUUCUCUUACACUCUCAUCUGCUGCUUCCCAACUUCUCCCUUUUCUUCCAUGCUCUCUACCUUCCUUUUCAUUCCUUUUCUCUUUUACUCUCAUCUGCUGCUUCUUCUUUUCUCCCUUUUCUUCCAUGCUCUCUACCUUCCUUUCAUUCCUUUUCUCUUACACUCUCAUCUGCUGCUUCCUCUCUUCUCCCUUUUUCUUCCAUGCUCUCUACCUUCCUUUCAUUCCUUUUCUCUUACACUCUCAUCUGCUGCUUCCUCUCUUCUCCCUUUUUCUUCCAUGCUCUCUACCUUCCUUUCAUUCCCUUUCUCUUACACUCUCAUCUGUUGCCUUCCCAUUGCACACUUUCUCUUCCAUGCUCUCUGUCUUUUUUUUUCAUUCUCUUUCUCUUCCAGUCUCUUUUGUUGCCUUCCCUUUGUUCCUCUUCCUUUUCAUUAUCUCUAACUGCUUUUCUUUCAUUCCCUUUCUACUCUCUAUAGAUUUCUUUCUACUCUUGUUUUUCUUCUUUCUUUCUAAACUCUUUUUCUCUUUCACUUUCUGUAACUGCCUUUCUUUUGCUUGCUUUCAGUACUAUUCUCUUUAA